GUGGAGCGGGUCUGAGGUGGGAGGCGCACAGACGGGCUCCGGGAGCCCCUCCCGAGGCCCCGCGCCGCGCGCCCCGCACCCUGCUCCCCGCGCCCUGCGGGAGGGCUGAGCCAGGACUCCGGGCGGGCAGGUGCGGAGAGAGCAGAGGGGAUCACGGCCAAGGGUAGGAGCCAGUCCUUCGGGGAGAGAGGCGCUGCUGCUCCAGCUGCUGCCUACGCCGCCGCCACCACCUAGCCGGCGACCAGAGUCGGGCUGGCAGGCCGGGCGCGAAGCGGCAAGGGGAGCGAGGGGCGCGCUCAUGGAGCACACUCACGCCCACCUCGCAGCCAACAGCUCGCUGUCUUGGUGGUCCCCCGGCUCGGCCUGCGGCUUGGGUUUCGUGCCCGUGGUCUACUACAGCCUCUUGCUGUGCCUCGGUUUACCAGCAAAUAUCUUGACAGUGAUCAUCCUCUCCCAGCUGGUGGCAAGAAGGCAGAAGUCCUCCUACAACUAUCUCUUGGCACUUGCUGCUGCCGACAUCUUGGUCCUCUUUUUCAUAGUGUUUGUGGACUUCCUGUUGGAAGAUUUCAUCUUGAACAUGCAGAUGCCUCAGGUCCCCGACAAGAUCAUAGAAGUGCUGGAAUUCUCAUCCAUCCACACCUCCAUAUGGAUUACUGUUCCAUUAACCAUUGACAGAUAUAUCGCUGUCUGCCACCCGCUCAAGUACCACACAGUCUCAUACCCAGCCCGCACCCGGAAAGUCAUUGUAAGUGUUUACAUCACCUGCUUCCUUACCAGCAUCCCCUAUUACUGGUGGCCCAACAUCUGGACUGAAGACUACAUCAGCACCUCUGUGCAUCACGUCCUCAUCUGGAUCCACUGCUUCACCGUCUACCUGGUGCCCUGCUCCAUCUUUUUCAUCUUGAACUCAAUCAUUGUGUACAAGCUCAGGAGGAAGAGCAAUUUUCGUCUCCGUGGCUACUCCACGGGGAAGACCACCGCCAUCUUGUUCACCAUCACCUCCAUCUUUGCCACACUUUGGGCCCCCCGCAUCAUCAUGAUUCUUUACCACCUCUAUGGGGCGCCCAUCCAGAACCGCUGGCUGGUGCACAUCAUGUCCGACAUUGCCAACAUGCUAGCCCUUCUGAACACAGCCAUCAACUUCUUCCUCUACUGCUUCAUCAGCAAGCGGUUCCGCACCAUGGCAGCCGCCACGCUCAAGGCUUUCUUCAAGUGCCAGAAGCAACCUGUACAGUUCUACACCAAUCAUAACUUUUCCAUAACAAGUAGCCCCUGGAUCUCGCCGGCAAACUCACACUGCAUCAAGAUGCUGGUGUACCAGUAUGACAAAAAUGGAAAACCUAUAAAAGUAUCCCCGUGAUUCCAUAGGUGUGGCAACUAUUGCCUCUGUCUAAUCCAUUUCCAGAUGGGAAGGUGUCCCAUCCUGUGGCUGAGCGGCUCUCCUUAAGAGUGCUAAUCCGAUUUCCUGUCUCCCGCAGACUGGGCAAUUCUCAGACUGGUAGAUGAGAAGAGAUGGAAGAGAAGAAAGGAGAGCAUGAAGCUUGUUUUUACUUAAUGCAUUUAUUUCCACAGAGUCGCAAUGACAGCAAAAGUUCCUACCAGUUUGAAGAU
Messenger RNA from Nomascus leucogenys (northern white-cheeked gibbon), 1611 nucleotides. It is a transcript of the gene GPR139, whose product is annotated as G protein-coupled receptor 139. NCBI's taxonomy places the organism in Eukaryota, Metazoa, Chordata, Mammalia, Primates, Hylobatidae. Gene Ontology annotation, molecular function: neuropeptide receptor activity. Gene Ontology annotation, cellular component: membrane. Gene Ontology annotation, biological process: G protein-coupled receptor signaling pathway. The record is from RefSeq and is a predicted model, not a curated record.